Molecule: messenger RNA, 2226 nt
Organism: Mercurialis annua (annual mercury)
Lineage: Eukaryota; Viridiplantae; Streptophyta; Magnoliopsida; Malpighiales; Euphorbiaceae
Product: OBERON-like protein
Exons: 3
Coding region: 172-1941 (589 amino acids)
Cellular component (GO): nucleus
Source: RefSeq, a predicted model, not a curated record
UCUCUUAUUACAGAUCAACCCCUUCCUUUCUAAAAUCUCAACACCACCACCAAGGACAAAAUGGUCAUUUUAGCUAUCCUUUAGUAUCCCGAACCAAGAAAUCGAAGAAAAUUCUUCUCACUUCGCUUCUGCUUCAUCCGUCGAUCUGCUCAGCUCGGUUCACUGAGAUUGAUGGGAACAUCGUCCGGUUCCAACAUCCACCCACAGCCACCGUCAAAAAUGUUGCCUCCACGUCAGCAACCCCGACCCGGAGGGUCAGGGUUACAAACUUCUCUGUCCUUAGUAUCGUCCGAUCACCCUCGGUUAUCUCCCGAUGCGCAAGAACCGAGAUCAAACUCGGAUAAUAUCCGCGAAUCACCUACCGAGAGCGCUAGCUCUCGAGAAACCUGGCCUACUGGUGAUGCUGUUGCCGUGGCGAAAAAAUUGGAGAAUGGAAAGGCUGAAAAUGAUUGCCCCGAACAGUCUGUGAUUCGUCGCGUUUCGAGUGCGGAUAAGAUAUCGCUUCGUGAUAUUGCAAGAGAGCGAGUUGAUAUUGUUUCGGAGAAGAUGCAUCGCUUGCCGGAUGAGUUUCUUGAUGAGUUGAAGAGUGGGCUUCGAGUUAUCUUGGAAGGGAACGGCGGGUCGCAGCAUAGGGAGGAGUUUUUGUUUUUGCAGAAGCUUGUUCAGAGUAGAGCUGAUUUGACGGGGAAGACGUUGAUUAGAGCUCAUCGUGUUCAGCUUGAGAUUCUUGUUGCGAUUAAUACGGGAAUUCAAGCAUUUUUGCAUCCGAGUAUUAGCCUCUCACAGACUUCCCUCAUUGAAGUGUUUGUUUUCAAGAGAUGCAGGAAUAUUGCUUGCCAAAAUCAACUUCCGGCGGAUGAUUGUACUUGUGAGAUAUGUACUAAUAGGAAUGGUUUUUGCAAUCUGUGUAUGUGUGUUAUCUGUAACAAGUUUGAUUUUGAAGUCAAUACGUGUCGGUGGAUUGGUUGCGAUCUGUGCUCUCAUUGGACUCAUACGGAUUGUGCUAUUCGUGACGGACAAAUUAAUAUGGGCCCAUCUGUUAAGAAUGGAGCAUGUCCAACUGAAAUGCUUUUUAGAUGCCGUGCGUGUAAUCGAACAUCUGAGCUCCUAGGAUGGGUGAAAGAUGUUUUCCAACAUUGUGCACCGGCAUGGGAGCGAGAUGCCCUGGUGAGAGAACUUGAUUUUGUCAGCAGAAUCUUCAGAGGAAGUGAAGACCCUAGAGGAAGGAAACUGUUUUGGAAAUGUGAGGAACUUAUUGAUAAUAUGAAGAGCGGACUUGCGGAAUCAACAGCCUGCAGAGUAAUUCUGAUGUUUUUCCAAGAACUUGAGGUAGACUCUCCUAAGAGCUUGGAGAAUGGGGACGGUGGAAGACUGAUAGCUCCUCAGGAGGCCUGCAACCGAAUUGCAGAAGUUGUGCAAGAGGCAAUAAGGAAGAUGGAGAUGGUGGCUGAUGAGAAGAUGAGAAUGUUCAAAAAAGCCCGCUUGGCUGUUGAGACAUGUGAUCGUGAACUGGAGGAAAAAGCCAAGGAAGUUGCGGAGAUAAAGCUAGACAGGCAAAAGAAGAAGCUACAAAUUGAUGAGUUGGAGAGAAUCGUAAGGCUUAAGCAGGCGGAGGCAGAUAUGUUCCAGCUGAAGGCGAAUGAGGCAAAACGAGAGGCCGAGAGGCUGCAGAGGAUUGCUCUUGCUAAGACUGAUAAAUCAGAGGAAGAAUAUGCCAAUAGUUACCUCAAACUUCGUUUAAGCGAAGCUGAAGCAGAGAAACAGUAUCUGUUCGAGAAGAUUAAGCUUCAAGAGAGUUCACGAGCAUCACAAAGUAGCGGCGGUGGUGACCGUGACCCUUCACAGGUAUCGGCAUAUUCCAAAAUUCACGACUUGCUCAAUAGCUACCCGAAGUCAGAAAUGCAGUCAAGUGACCGCCACCAUUUCAGGACAAAUCCUUGAGGACAUGAUUUUUCGCAUUUGUUAUAUAUUUAAUUAUGUUUCAGUUCAGGAGUGUCAGUUUGUUUCUGAAAAAUUGUUAAUGAAAUGCUAGUCGGUUUCAUUUCAUUGUCGGAUCGUCUUAACCAGCAGCUUCCCCAUUGCUAGGAAUUAGCAAGGCUGAUAUAAAGCUGUAAGUGAUUCUUUUCUUGUAUUUGUUUUUUCCGCAGUUUGUCUGCAUGAAAAUGUAUUAUAUACUUGUAGCUGUUGCUAGUUUAUAGUUGAUUGUCGUCGUGAUUUGCAGUUGCA